AUGCAUUCGCUGCUUGUUUGUGUUUCAGCGCUUUGCUUUUGUCAGCUUUUCGAAGCGGUUAAUGGAAGUGGAACCCUCUGCAAGGAUUGUCGAGUGAAUGUUAUAUAUCCUGGUAGGGGAAAAAUUCCACAGCAGCUCCCCGAAAAUCAUCUAAUAGUUCGCAUCAUCAACGAGUACAGACGAGUCAGCCGGGAGGAAGUGCAAUAUCGAGAUGAGAUCAGACUGUUAAGGUUAAAGGCAAAGGAGUUCAGCUUUAUAGGAAAGUUAAGGGUAGACAAUACCAUACGAUGCAGUGCAGCCCUGGUGGCUUCCAGUUUGGUGAUUACCUCAACUGCUUGCUUUUCAAAUGAAAGCCCACAGGAAAUUGAAGUUAUCUUUAGGAACGGAAGAACUUUCACUGUGGAUAAGAUAGUGAAACCCGACUUCUGUCCUGAGCUCAGUUUACUGCACUUGGAGGUCGCCACUGAAAUCAAACCCAUUGGUCUAUGCCAUGGGGAUCUUCCCUUGGGCAUCAGUGCCUCUAUGAUGAUGGCCAGUCCUGAUCUCAGUUUUUACGGCCGUCGUCGCACUCAAAUCAUCUCGAAUCGAGCCUGCAAGACCACAUUUAUGGAAGACGAUUCUGUUUUUAUAACCUCCAAUAUGAUGUGUGCCUUGAACUCUGUAAGACCUGAGAAAUGUGGCACUUCUCCAGGAGACGCCCUGCUGAUAGACCAUCAAUUGUGCGGCUUAAAUGCUUAUGGAUUUCGCUGUUUCGCCAAUGCUUUGAAUGGCGAUCUCUACAUAAAUCUUAGUAAGCUCCAACCCAUGAUCAACGAUUUGAUACGGAAACUUAAUGGUUAA
This is a messenger RNA of Drosophila takahashii, 840 nucleotides long. RefSeq names its product seminase. Gene Ontology annotation, biological process: proteolysis. The record is from RefSeq and is a predicted model, not a curated record. NCBI's taxonomy places the organism in Eukaryota, Metazoa, Arthropoda, Insecta, Diptera, Drosophilidae. Gene Ontology annotation, molecular function: serine-type endopeptidase activity.